Messenger RNA from Fomitiporia mediterranea MF3/22, 1003 nucleotides. Its product is annotated as ribosomal protein S5 domain 2-like protein. Bases 1 to 933 code for a protein of 310 amino acids. Gene Ontology annotation, molecular function: RNA binding; structural constituent of ribosome. Gene Ontology annotation, biological process: translation. Gene Ontology annotation, cellular component: mitochondrial small ribosomal subunit; ribosome. NCBI's taxonomy places the organism in Eukaryota, Fungi, Basidiomycota, Agaricomycetes, Hymenochaetales, Hymenochaetaceae. The record is from RefSeq and is a predicted model, not a curated record. The transcript is spliced from 3 exons.
AUGGCAUUCGCCUGCCGUCGAGCGACAUCAUGUCUCAACCUUCGACCUACACUGUCUUACUCUCGUACAUUUUCUAGCUCUUCACGUAUCUGUGCGCGCGGAGGACCUCCGGAGUCACCAACAUUUUACACUGGGCGCUCUGCUUUCUACGACUACGUUGCUGCUCUGGAACGCGCAAUUACACAUACUCGCUCGUCAUUGAAAACACUUCAACUCGACCCUCUUCCUAAAAUUGCUCAAAAUUCCCUCCCGCCCCCUGUCUCUGCAUGGAAAAGCAAAGACGAGCUCACGAACACGCUUACAGCGAAGCUAUCUGCCUCACGACAUCGUCGUCUCAUCGAACUAUUAAACCAGCUCAAUGACUUCCGCCGGAUCGCAUCUACCGCUGGACACGAUGAUCUUGCACAAGGCCUUGAUAGCGUACUCGAGAUGUUUGAGCGACCAGACAAGGAACAGCAUCUCCGACGCGGUCAACGGAAACCUGCAGUUGUCGAUGAAUUCGGUCGUGCCUAUGCCUACGGUGCUCGUAAAACGAGCUCCGCACGCGUAUGGGUAAUUUCCUCGGAACACGCUACUGCUGCGAAGGCGUGGGAUGGCAAUCGAAGCCCUCCCACUACAGAGAUCCUUGUCAACAACGUGCCGUUGAACGAGUACUUCAAAGUUCCAGUGGACAGAGAACGCAUUCUUCGGCCGUUCAGGGUCGCAGGAUUAUUGGGAGCAUACAAUGCAUUCGCUAUCGUCCGUGGGGGAGGAAUCAGUGGUCAGGCUGGAGCUGUUGCGCUCGGAAUUGCAAAGGGAUUAGCUGCCCAUGUUCCUGAUGUUGAACUCAUUCUGAGACGAGCCAAAUUACUGCGGCGUGAUCCGCGUAUGGUGGAACGCAAGAAGACUGGCAGGGCGAAAGCCAGGAAGGGGUACACCUGGGUCAAGCGUUGACACUUUGCCUCAUUUAUUCUACCUGGUCAAAAAUUUGUUUAAUCUGCUGUUAUUACGCUCUAGACUAUAC